This is a messenger RNA of Leptidea sinapis, 1899 nucleotides long. It is a transcript of the gene Sptr, whose product is annotated as sepiapterin reductase. NCBI's taxonomy places the organism in Eukaryota, Metazoa, Arthropoda, Insecta, Lepidoptera, Pieridae. The transcript has a single exon. Gene Ontology annotation, molecular function: sepiapterin reductase (NADP+) activity. The coding region runs from base 148 to 939 and encodes 263 amino acids. Gene Ontology annotation, biological process: tetrahydrobiopterin biosynthetic process. The record is from RefSeq and is a predicted model, not a curated record.
AAGAAGAAGAAUAAAGUUGUUGACAACUUGGCUGCAUAUCGAGCUGACUGUAUUGACCGGUUGAUGCGAGAAGGUUGCGAUCUAGACCCAGUUGUCGGAGACACAGAUCUUGAAAAGCUUCUGCAGGAGUAAAUUAUUGUAAGUAAAAUGGCAUCCAAUUAUUUGUCAGGCGCAUCAUUCUGUGUGAUUUCUGGGGCGUCACAAGGCAUUGGCAGGGCUAUAGCAGCUGAGUUAUCAAAGAAUCUCGGCCCGAAAUCAAUUAUGCUGCUGUUAGCACGCAACAAAGAUGAGCUGGCAACUACAGCCAAACUCUGUGAAUCUGAUGAUGUAAAAGUCAUUUCUAAAUCUAUUGAUCUAGCGUCUGCUUCCGAAAAGCAGAUGAAUGAUGUAAUUGUGGAAGCCUUGAGCGGACGUAAAGUAACUGAUUUUGAGAACAGUCUUAUUUUCCACAAUGUCGGUUCUCUUGGCAACCUGUCUGUUGAAACAUCUAGAAUGGAGGAUAUUAAUGAGCUCCGUGAAUACUUUGAUUUAAAUGUGUUUAAAGUAAUCUCGCUCAACACACAGUUCCUAAAGAUAUUUGAGAGCAUUGAGGAUAGGGUGAUCAUUGUUAAUAUAACAUCACUGUGUGCUAUUAAACCAAUGAGUGGGAUGGCUUAUUAUUGCAGCGGUAAAGCUGCUAGAGAAAUGUAUUUCAAAGUACUUGCCGAGGAGAAAAAACAUAUCAGAGUACUCAACUAUGCCCCUGGACCCGUCGAGACAGCUAUGAUUGAUUAUAUAAUCGAUAAAACUGUUAAUUUGAAUCUGAAAGAUGUCUUUACAUCAUUUAAAAAUCAGGGCACCUUGCUAAAGCCUGAAAUGACUGCAAAGAAAUGCAUGAAAGUGUUGCUCUCUGCUAAAUUUACACCAGGCGAACAUGUUGACUACUUUGACGAUGAAUAAAUAUCUCUAUAUAACUUGAUAUUCAAUUUCCGGAUAAACAACCUCAAAUAACCAUGGUUUAAGAUAUCGAAGUGUCUCUGUAAAAGUAUACUCAUUUUAAUACCAAUUCUCAAUUUUUUUUUCGUAAUCUUAAUAUUAAUUAUCAGCUUAGUUAAGAAUAUUUUUAUCAUUUAACAAAUUAAAUAUUUUACUAAUCAAAUAUGCUCAAAGAAAAAUAUUAAUAUAGAGAUUAAUUACUUAAUUAUUUUCUUUAAGUUUAUUAUUUAGAACUUUCUUUAUAGCUUUAAAAAAAAACAAUUUUUUUUCUUAAAAUAAAUGUUCUUAAUUGGUCUGAUUUUCUUAAACAUGAUUUCAAGUAGAAAUCUGGCUUAGCUUUUAAUAACUUGGUUUUAAAUAUGUAAUUUUGAAGUCUUUAUCUUUUCUAUUUUUUUUUUCAUGAUAUCAAUACAUUUUACUAGGCUAUAGGCUAUACAUAUAAAUGUUGUUGUAAUAAUUAAGUGAAUUCUUACAGAAAAAUAUGAAAUAAUAAUGUUAUUAUAUGAAAUAAGACAGCACUUGAAAUUAACGGAUUGUUUAAUUGUGAUCAUAAUUGGAUUAUAUAAAGCCUUAAAUUAAGGAUUGGUCUCCGCUGCGCUCCAACUAGAUACCGCAGGCUUAGUCGCAAAGUGCGGCGACUAAUACAACGCCCAAGUGGUCGUACUCGAGCCAGCCUCGAAGAAUGUGUGACGUCGACGUGAACAUGUUCUGUUAAACAGUGAUAAUAAUUGAAACUCGGGUCGGGUUGCUUAGUAAAACUUUGUAAAAUAAUACUACAAGAAAUAAGAAAGACACUGGGAUUACAUGUCAUCAUUAAGUAUUUUGUAUUUAAUUAAUUUCAAUGUAAAAUAACACGAUGCGUAUGUUAUAAAUUUUGAAAGAUGCAAUUUGUCGUAAUAAAAAACGCUAUUGUUCUUAGGUAGU